CGUCCUCACGAUACCUAGCCCCCCCCCCCCCAUAUAAAUACACUUCAACAUCCGAUUCCCAUGAGUGAUUUUGGUGGAAUACAAUGGGGAAGAAUAAGAGCAGCAAGAAUUUUGAAGGCGAGACGAAGAGCGAAGAACAACAGCAGGAGAAGGAAGGAGGAAAGAAAGAACAACACAACCAUAGUGUGGUUUUGAAAGUGGAAUUUCAUUGCAAGGGUUGCGUCCGUAAGAUUCUCAAAGCCGUUCGAAGCUUUAAAGACGUGGAGAAGGUGACCUGUGAUAACGAUACCAAUAAGGUGACGGCAAUCGGAGUAGUGGAUGCGUUGAAGCUAAAGGAGAAGGUGGAGCGAAAGACGAACAGGCCCGUACAACUUAUCUCUCCUUUACCAAACAAAGAGAAGAAGCAGAAUGAAAAUGACUCAAAGGGUACCAACGGAGACGAAAAGAAAACCAAAGCGAAAGAGCCUCCGGUUACCACUGCGGUACUGAAAUUGCAUCUACAUUGUGAAGGAUGUAUCCAGAAGAUUCACAAAAUUAUCACUAAGAACAAAGGUUACAAGGCGAUGAAAAUAGACCAAGAAAAGGAUUUGGUGACAGUGACAGGUUCAAUGGACAUAAAGGAAUUGGUGGAGGUGCUGAAGAAACAGCUGAAGAAAGACGUACAAAUUGUCCCGCCGAAGAAAGAAGGCGGCGGCGGCGAUGGGAAGGGAAACGGAAAAGGGAAGGAUGGGCCAGGCGGCGGAGACAAGAAGGACCAAUAUGAGUAUCCGGAGUUGGAUGCAACUGCAAUUCAUGCUACUCAGCUUUUCAGUGAUGAGAAUGUUAAUGCUUGCACUAUUAUGUGAUCAGGGAGUAGAAUAUACUGGAAAAUUUACAGUUUUAGAAAGAAAAAAAAUGAAGAUGAAAAUUGUACAUAAACAAUAGGAAGGCUGGAGAUGAAUAUUGAUCAAUUAUCUAUAGUCCGUAUAUGUGAUUAGCCUAUGGGAUGCUAAUUAAUUAUUGUUGAAUUGGCUUAACUAUGAACAGUACCAUUCCCUUUUAUGCUAGUAAAACUUGUGUAUGAAAAUUAGUGAGUGUCAUUGAGGCUACUGGAAGAUAUUUUA
Solanum dulcamara is the source of this 1103-nucleotide messenger RNA. RefSeq names its product heavy metal-associated isoprenylated plant protein 3. NCBI's taxonomy places the organism in Eukaryota, Viridiplantae, Streptophyta, Magnoliopsida, Solanales, Solanaceae. The transcript has 5 exons. The record is from RefSeq and is a predicted model, not a curated record. Gene Ontology annotation, molecular function: metal ion binding. Bases 84 to 845 code for a protein of 253 amino acids.